ACUUCUCCUUCUCUUUUUCUUCUUCUCUCACCACUUUUUCAUCCUCUUGCACUGUGCUUUUGCCAUUCCUUAAGGUAAUCCAUAACCACACCUUCCCUCUUGCCUCUUUCGUUCAUUUCUCACUUAUAGUUAAUGGAAGUUGUAGAGGCAAAAUCUUCAUCUGGGUAUGGUAAGCCUCCUUGGGUAUUUAGAGGCAGUGCCUGGUAUCAACUCCAUCUUGUGAAAGCAGAGAAAGCUCGAGCAUGCAUUCCAAAAGAAUUCAAAUUGGUUGAAGCUUUUGGAUACACACUUGGUGGCUUCUUUCUAGCAAGUUAUGAGGAUAGUCCAGUUGGUGCCUUUGAUGAGCUAGUCGUGAUUGCAGGACUUGUAUGGAACCGCCCGACAUCCUGUGCAUGGGCAACGACGGUGUACGUGAACAGUGAUGAGGCUUGUUAUCACGGAAGAAAGGAAGUGGGGCUUCCAAGUCAGAUGGCUAGGUUUUCCAAGACGAUUACAGCAAUCUCAAGACAACAGAGAGACAAAAGGAGUGGAUUUUUAAAUAUGAUUAGAAUUGGUGCCAAGUUCAGCAACCCAAAGGAUCACGUGAAUGUUGAAGUAACCAAAAUCGAUUGUCCUGAUGCAGAAUAUACUUGCAACAUCAGUCUCACAAGUGCUGUUUCCCCUCUAAUUGCAAUUGACUAUAUCAGUAAGGCUUUAAUGAUUACAAGCAUGUUGAUAGCAGUGCCUCCUUUGAGCUUUAACCGCUGGAUGGGGCCAACAAUCAGAAUGUCACUUCCAAGUUUUAGUGGUGGUACCGAGUAUAAUCCUAACCUCCUCAAGUACUCUUGCCAGAUUGAAUGCAGGGUGCAAGCAGUGCAGCCAUUGAAGGUUUCAGGAGAAUUCCCUAUAACAAAUGAUGACAGAGAACAAUCUUUAGAAGGCCAUGAAGACAGUAGCAAUGUGGCUAAAGAUCAUAACAAUGACACAGAGAAUUUCAGCACCUGUGUGAUGUUAUCAAAACCCAUAUUAGCACUCAAGUUUAAUCAAAUGAAGAUGCAGGUUGAGGCUCCUGUUGUACUUUCCCAAUGCUCAAAUUCUUUAGAAACUGCGGUCGGUUCUGUUCCAUAAGAAGCACACUUUUACUAAUACAGAAAUGAAUACUUGUUUAGUUUUUAAGCAGUAUCUGUUGGGUUUUAAACGUUAUUUAGAAUAAAUGAAAAUAGAAAAUGAAGAGUUUGUGGUGAAAGGGUGUGUCCCUUAGGAAUAUGUUAGUGGACAUUAAUGAGUUUAAUGUUUUUAAGAAGCAGUCAUUAUUAUGUUUGGAUUUCCUAAGUUGGUCAUUAGUAUUCAUAAUCAUUUGCUAUUGUUUAUAAAUAGCUCAUUGUAACUCUUGUAAAGUGGCUUGGUAGA
Molecule: messenger RNA, 1389 nt
Organism: Gastrolobium bilobum
Lineage: Eukaryota; Viridiplantae; Streptophyta; Magnoliopsida; Fabales; Fabaceae
Product: protein NEOXANTHIN-DEFICIENT 1
Exons: 11
Coding region: 133-1107 (324 amino acids)
Molecular function (GO): lyase activity
Source: RefSeq, a predicted model, not a curated record